Molecule: messenger RNA, 429 nt
Organism: Racocetra persica
Lineage: Eukaryota; Fungi; Glomeromycota; Glomeromycetes; Diversisporales; Gigasporaceae
Source: the annotation of a GenBank genome assembly
AAACGACAAGACACAAGCACUGGGUUGAGGGUGAAAACGACAGGGCGCAAAUAGCAACAAAUAUAACAGACAUACUUCUGCAAGAAACUAAAAGGAAUAUCCAUAAAAUUUUUAAAUCUUCAGAGAAUGCUCUUGUAGACGUUGUAAAACGUCUUAUAGAGGCGUCGAUAUAUCAAAUGCCAAUUGACUUUGAUAUCGAAGUAACGAGAAACGAACGUCAAAGCGAUGCCAGCAAAAACGAAAAAAUCGACAACGGGAAAUGGUUAUCAACAGGCACAAAAACCCAUCACGAUCAUAAUAAGUUAGCUCGGUUCUGCUUAGACGGAUAUACUGAUAUGUCAAAAAAGUCUAAAAAGGAUGAGUUGUAUAAAUUCUGCAUUGUGUUUGCUGACCACUGUGUUGAUGUAUACGGAUUGCUACGAGAAAAAG